AUGGAUGCCCUCCACAGAAUGAACAAUCGGGAAAACUUGGAUAGGUUCAUUCCCAAUAGGUCAGCCAUGGACUUCGGUUACGCUCACUACAUGCUUACAGAGGGAAGGAAGAUCAAACGGAAUCCAACGGCGGAGGUGAUAUCGCCGGCACGAGAACUCUACCGGAAGAGACUAGCGGAGGCCUUGAACAUGAAUAGGACUCGAAUCUUGGAAUUCAAGAAUAAGCCACCAAUGCCGAUUGAAUUAAUCCCAAAGUAUAUCCUUUCCCCUCUUCAAUCUUCGAAACCCAUGCGAUACAUUCCUCAGAAAUCUGACAUGAACUUGAAAGUACCUGGCGUCAUAGACGACUUUUCCUUGAACUUGCUAGACUGGGGUAGUAGCAACGUUCUUAGCAUCGCACUUGAAGAUUCUGUAUAUCUUUGGAAUGUCGAUGAUAGCUCCGGUUCAGAACUUGUCACUGUUGAUGAGGAAGACGGUCCCAUUACAAGUGUUAGCUGGGCACCUGAUGGACGCCGUUUAGCCAUUGGUUUGAACAAUUCCCAUGUCCAGCUCUGGGAUUGUUUCGAUACUAAGCUGCUGAGAACACUGAGGGGUGCACACCAAUCACGAGUGGGUUCACUAGCUUGGAACGAUCAUAUCCUCACAACAGGAGGAUUGGAUGGUAGAAUUGUCAACAAUGAUGUCAGAGUAAGAUCUCAGAUUGUUGGAACCUACAGUGGACAUCAACAGGGUGUGUGUGGGCUGAAGUGGUCUGCCUCGGGAAAACAAUUGGCGAGUGGAGGCAAUGAUAAUCUCAUUCAUAUAUGGGACAGAUCCAUGGCCUCUUCCAAUUCAACAACUUGUUGGCUUCACAGGCUUGAGGAGCACAAAGAUGCUGUAAAGGCAUUGGCUUGGUGUCCAUUUCAGGGAAAUAUACUAGCUUCUGGUGGAGGUGCUGGUGAUCAGUGCAUUAGGUUUUGGAACACAAACACUGGUGCAUGCUUGAACUCUGUUGACACAGGAUCUGAAGUGUGUGCUCUGCUGUGGAACAAGAAUGAGCGUGAGUUGCUUAGCUCGCAUGGUUUAACCCGUAACCAUCUCACUCUUUGGAAAUAUCCUUCUAUGGUGAAGAUGGCAGAGCUCAAUGGUCAUACCUCCAGGGUGCUAUUUAUGACACAAAGUCCAGAUGGCUGUACGGUGGCAACUGCAGUAGGGGACCAGGAACUGCGCUUUUGGAAGGCCUUUGGAACCCCAGAAACAUGCAAACCACCAGCAUCGAAGGCAAAAACUGAGCCCUUUGCUAAUUUCAACCGUAUCCGUUGA
This is a messenger RNA of Gastrolobium bilobum, 1302 nucleotides long. Its product is annotated as cell division cycle 20.1, cofactor of APC complex-like. Gene Ontology annotation, cellular component: anaphase-promoting complex. The record is from RefSeq and is a predicted model, not a curated record. Lineage: Eukaryota; Viridiplantae; Streptophyta; Magnoliopsida; Fabales; Fabaceae. Gene Ontology annotation, molecular function: anaphase-promoting complex binding; ubiquitin ligase activator activity; protein binding. Gene Ontology annotation, biological process: positive regulation of ubiquitin protein ligase activity; positive regulation of anaphase-promoting complex-dependent catabolic process; anaphase-promoting complex-dependent catabolic process. The transcript is spliced from 4 exons. Bases 1 to 1302 code for a protein of 433 amino acids.